Centruroides sculpturatus (bark scorpion) is the source of this 1205-nucleotide messenger RNA. RefSeq lists its product as uncharacterized. NCBI's taxonomy places the organism in Eukaryota, Metazoa, Arthropoda, Arachnida, Scorpiones, Buthidae. Gene Ontology annotation, molecular function: acyltransferase activity, transferring groups other than amino-acyl groups. The record is from RefSeq and is a predicted model, not a curated record. Bases 144 to 1205 code for a protein of 353 amino acids. The transcript has 10 exons.
GUAAUGUCUGUAACGUUCGAAUCACAUAAUUUAUCGAAUUUUGCGGAAAUGCAGAACAUCCAUUCACCUAUACAGGAAAUCCAACAUCGCUUUGCUCUGUGAAGAUUUCGAAUUAUUUUCUGUGUGUCUCUCUUAACACAUCUAUGCAGAAAUUGCUGAAAGUCAACAUCAAAGAGGAGACGAAAUGGAUUUGCGGCGUUAAACUGAUUUUAUUGAUAAAGUUAAUAUAUAUUCAUAUAAUAGGGGCUUUCAUUUAUUUUCCUUCAAUAGAAAAUCUCCUAUACUAUACUCAUGUGAUUGACGUUGCUUACAUGGACCUAGUGCUAAACUCAUUCGAAACAGUCGAAUCUUUCUUAUUCUUGAGCGGCUUUCUAACACUUUAUCUACGAAGAAAUAACGUGAAGCAUUCUAUUUUCUAUUACAUUAUGUUUGUAGUGAAGAGGUUCAUCAGAUUAACAUUUCCAGUGAUAUGUACUACAGCAAUUGCCCUUAUACUACCAAUAUUUGGUGAUGGCCCACAUUGGCAUUUUCUACAGGAACAAGUUAAUCUAAUUGAAGAACAUUGGUGGAAAUUCGUUUUUCAUGUAUCGAAUUUUUAUAAAUUCAUACCGUUGAUGAUAACUCCCAUGUGGAUCAUGAAUGUAAUAUUUCAAUUAACUAUCAUAACUGCACCCAUAUUAUUUAUACUUGACAGGUGGCCAAAAUGUGGAAUUAUAAUGAUGGUCUUGCUGACUUUAAUCGGAUUUGCAGCAAACACAGCACUUCUUUUAAUUACCGAUACUGCAGCAAUAUUUGGAUAUCUUCUUGAUAUAAAGAAAAUAAUGAAGUAUCUGGAAAAAGUAUAUUUCAAACCAUAUUGCUCACAUCUAAGUAGUUAUUGUAUGGGACUACUGGUUGGGUAUCUUUUAUCUCAAAGAAAAAUUUUGAAAUUUGGAAAGAAAAUUCGUUUAUUGUUUUGGAUGUUAUCAAUUGCAUGUUUGCUAUUUGCAAUAUUUGGAAUACACGGAAAUAUGAAUACGGUAUCGCCGAAUGAAAAUAGUAUUCUUCUAUUCAAGAUAUUUGCACCGUAUUUAUGGUUAGUUGCAAAUAUAUGGAUAUGCAUCGCAUUUACUAAAGGCCAUGGAGUUUUAUUUUUAACUUCAAUUGGAAAAGAAUUAAACCUUUAUAUUCCCACUAUUGUCAGUCUGUCUGUAUGUCCUUCGUAA